Messenger RNA from Papaver somniferum (opium poppy), 1855 nucleotides. Its product is annotated as transcription factor PCL1-like. The coding region runs from base 254 to 1198 and encodes 314 amino acids. The record is from RefSeq and is a predicted model, not a curated record. NCBI's taxonomy places the organism in Eukaryota, Viridiplantae, Streptophyta, Magnoliopsida, Ranunculales, Papaveraceae. The transcript has 2 exons. Gene Ontology annotation, molecular function: DNA-binding transcription factor activity; DNA binding. Gene Ontology annotation, biological process: regulation of DNA-templated transcription. Gene Ontology annotation, cellular component: nucleus.
UUCCGAAUCUCCCCCUUCCUCCCCCAAAAAUAUCUAUCCAUUCCUUUCAUUUUUCUUCACUCACUCCCACACCAAAAUCCCCCAUAAUUUCUUCACAAUUUCCUCAAAAUUACUCAAAAUUUCUUCCCAUCUAAUCAAAUCCAACAAAACCCCUAUCAUUUCAUCCAAUUUCCCCCAAAUUUGCAAUCUCGAUUUGGUCGAUUUUGGGUUUCAAUUUAGGAACAUUGUUCAUUUCACAAACCCUAGAUUUCUGAUGGGAGAAGAAGUACAGAUGAAAGAUCAAGGUAGAGAGGAUGAUCAAGAACGAGUAUCAGAAUGGGAAUUCGGAUUACCGAAUUGCGAUGAUCUAACGCCGUUAUCUCACCCAUUGAUUUCACCGGAACUCGCAUCAGCUUUCAGUAUAAGUCCAGAACCGUACCGGACGAUGGUCGAUGUCAACCGCGCAUCCAAGAGUACCUUGUCGAAUCUCCGUAUUCAAAAUCAAUCGAGGAAUUUCCCAUCGUUUGAUCAGCAAACUGAAAUCCUUGAAGAAGAGGAUGAAGAUGAGGAGGAGGAUGAGGAGCCGUCGCGGAAAACACGGCGCACGGAGGCAGUGGUGGAGGUCACAAACGGGACUAAUGAUGAUGAUGGUGGUGGCGGCGGCGGCGGUGAGGAUGAUUCUGAUCGGAAUUCGAAGAGGGUGAGGUUAGUAUGGACCCCACAGCUGCAUAAGAGAUUUGUUGAUGUUGUUGGGCAUUUAGGGAUUAAGAAUGCGGUGCCGAAAACUAUUAUGCAAUUGAUGAAUGUGGAGGGAUUGACAAGAGAGAAUGUUGCUAGUCAUUUGCAAAAGUAUAGAUUGUAUUUGAAAAGAAUGCAGGGGUUGUCCAAUGAAGGGCCGUCGAAUUCGGAUCCGUUGUUUGCGACGACACCGGUUCCGCAGAGUUUAAACGAGUCAGGUGGACAAGGUCAUAAUGUUCCGAAUGUUCAGAGGAAUCAGAUGCCAGCGCCGUAUGGUGGAGGAGGGCAGAUGAUGUCAAUGCCGGUUUGGAAUGGUCAUGGACAUAUGGGUAUGCCUGUUGGUGGUGGUUAUCAUGGAAUGGAGCAGUAUCAUAAUCAUAUGUAUAGAGAGCAACAAAGAGAUUGGCACAAUGGUGGUGGUGGUGGUAAUAGGUUCCAUUCAAUUUCGUCCUAUCCUAAUGUUAAUCAACAUGAUAAAUAAAAUUGAAUCCGUUUUUGGCAAUUUGAUAUGAGAGUUGUGGAUAACUUCCUCUAACAGGUCAUACUAAAAUGUGACGGCAAUGUGUUGUGAAAGCUGAAAUAUUUCCCUAAGGAUCUGUGCAAAUGAAUAAAAUUGUAGUUGCAUAUGUCACAAGGCUUGUCUCACUAUGUUUGGAUGAAUGGGAUUCCAGAAGUCAUCAACUUACAGAGCACUAAGAGAAUGCAAGUUCACAAUUCAUUUUCUGUCAGUUCAAGGCGAUGUCAGUGGGUUCCAGAACUCAACAACAUACAGAACAUUGAAAGGCGAAUGACCAUUCGUAUUCCAAUUUCUGGUUGUAGAUUUUUAGAUGCCAUUGGUAGUAAGUGUGCAAAAGGACCUGCAGCAGCCUUGGGUUGAUCUGAGGUAAGAUAGCUAUUGGUGAAAUGAUCUCUCUAUUUGUCUACAGACUCCUACUGUAUGGCAAAGUCUGAAAUGAGUAAUGAAUGUUUAAUGUGGCAAAUCCGAAAUCAUUUCAUACACUAUGUUUUUGUUUUUGCUUAGGCUGUUGUUGUUGUUGGUUGUUACAGUGCAUUGGAUAAUGUCAUUCAUGUUUUGUGAAAUAAGCUGAAAUGUUUCCGUAUCGAUAUGUGCAAAUGAAUAAAAUUGUAGUUGCAUGUA